This is a messenger RNA of Ceratina calcarata, 3184 nucleotides long. It is a transcript of the gene gkt, whose product is annotated as tyrosyl-DNA phosphodiesterase glaikit. The record is from RefSeq and is a predicted model, not a curated record. Gene Ontology annotation, biological process: DNA repair. Gene Ontology annotation, molecular function: double-stranded DNA binding; single-stranded DNA binding; 3'-tyrosyl-DNA phosphodiesterase activity. The coding region runs from base 149 to 2218 and encodes 689 amino acids. Lineage: Eukaryota; Metazoa; Arthropoda; Insecta; Hymenoptera; Apidae. The transcript has 6 exons. Gene Ontology annotation, cellular component: nucleus.
UCUGUUCGUUCCUUAACAGCCGGCUAUUUGAAAUAAAAAAUUGUCAGAUUCGAAAUAAAUUUUUAUAGUAUCACACGUAAUUAUUUGAUAUAACGUUUAAGAGUACACGUCGAUUCUAUUAGCUUUUCAAGACGAGCAUUAAUACCAAAUGGCAUUAGGUAUCAGCAAUGUUCCAGUCAAAAAGCAAUGUCCUUACAUGGAGAGAUGUUAUCGGAAAAAUCCGAUUCAUUUCAACGAGAUGUUACACCCACACCUGGAAAAAAUUGUUUUAAAUCAAUUGGAAGGUGAAAUACAUUUACCUGAAAACCUUGAGUUUGAAUGCUCUGAUCGGUCUCUGUUGAUCGACCAGCUGAAGAUCUUGCAAAUGGUGUUGAGAAAAGAAAGAAAUAAAGGUGGUAGUAGUUCUUCAGCCAGAGAACUGAACUCCAAAGUCAGCAACAUGAAUGCCACAGGGAAUAAUCAAAAUUUCAAAGACAAAGUAGAGAAACACAAGCAAGCGACAAUUCAGAAAAGGGAGGAAAAAUUAAAGACCAUGGAUCAAGAAGCAGAGGCACUUUUUAACUGUUCUAAGAGCAAAAUUGCUAAAAUGAAGUCAGAGGUGGAUGAUGUUAGAAGACUAUUUGAUGAAAGUAUGGAGGAAGAUUCUUGUCAAGACAGAAAGAGAGAAAGUGAAGGGUCCACUAGUCACAAUGAAAGUGAGAGGAAGAAGUCGAAAUCAAGUGACGUCAAAUACAAUGCAGAAGAUAAAUCUACUUGGAGUAGAAAUGAAACUGUGAAUUCUAUUCAAAAUUCUACUUCUUCAAAGAAGACAUCGAUAAUUGAAGCUUUCGAAUUGUGUAAUUCUACGAAGUCUAGGAAUGACAUGAGAGACAAGGCGCUCAAGAUGUUGAGGCAUCAGGGUUUCGAAGUGUCUUUGGUCGAACCAGGAAACUUUGCUAUGAAGCAUGCUCUUUCUGCACCUUAUCAUCUGUUUUUCACAAGAAUUCAGAAAUCGAAAGAGACCUACGAUCAAGAUUAUUCCAUAACAUUUCCUGAGAUAUUGGACAUUAGUUUAGGAGAAAUCGCCUGUAGCUUACAUAUUAAUUUCAUGGUAGACGUUGGAUGGUUAUGCUUGCAAUAUUUGUUGGCCGGGCAACGGACGGAUAUGUACAUCUUGUAUGGAGAUAGAGUGGACGAAGAGAAAUUGAGUUCGAACAUCACAAUGAUACCUGUAUCGAUGCCAACAAAAUUCGGUUGUCAUCAUUCUAAAAUCAUGAUACUAAAAUACAAGAAUGAUGGCAUACGAGUCGUAAUCUCCACCGCUAAUCUGUACGCGGACGAUUGGGAGAACAGGACCCAAGGACUCUGGAUUUCGCCGCAUCUCCCACCGUUAGCAGACUCUGCAAAUCCUGGAGAUGGGGAAUCUCCGACAGGCUUUAAAAAGGAUUUUGUACGUUACCUGAACAAAUACAGGCAGCCAGCUAUAACGGAAAUGGUGUCUGCUGUCAGAAGAGCUGAUUUCUCGGAUAUAAAUGUGUUCUUUUUGGCCUCCGUACCUGGGAGACACACAGGCUUGGAAUUAGAUUGUUGGGGACAUAAGAAAUUAGGUUCCGUUCUCUCGAAACAUGUUACACUUCCGCCAGACGCGCCGCGGUGGACAUUAGUCGCUCAGAGUUCCAGUAUCGGUAGCUUAGGCCCUAAUUACGAAAGUUGGCUACAAAAAGAAAUCACGUCCUCGAUGUCGAUGGAGUAUCCAACAAGCUUAAAAAGUCAGCCGCAUUUCCAGUUCAUUUAUCCGACUGUAAUUAAUUAUAAACAAAGCUUCGACUGUCGAGCCGGAUCCUGCUGUCUACCUUACGGUCUUCAAACGCAUUCGAAGCAAGAAUGGAUACAGAAAUACAUGUGCCAGUGGAAAGCUACGCGUACCGGAAGAAACAGAGCAAUGCCACAUAUAAAAUCUUACACGAGAUUAUCGCCAGAUCUGAAGAGAAUCCCUUGGUUCGUUCUAACCAGUGCGAACUUAAGUAAAGCCGCGUGGGGGACGGUCGGAAAGGACUCUCAUUACAUUAUGAAUUAUGAAGCAGGCGUUGUAUUUAUUCCAAAAUUCAUUAUCAAAAAGUCAACAUUCCCUAUUCAGGAAGAGGAAGAGGUUCCGGUCUUUCCCAUUCCAUACGAUCUACCUCUAACUCCGUACGAAAGCGGAGACAGACCAUUUGUUACUGAAUUUUUCUCUAGCUAAUAAUAAUCGAUCUGGGUUGAAAGAAUUAUAUUCGCGAUUAUGUCCGUUUAUAUUUUUAAAAUGUCAUAAAGUGCAACGUACUGUGUAUGUGAUUUUUUUUUACAAUAAAUGUUAGUUUUUGACAUGUAUAUUCCCGGAAGUAUUUUGAUUUAUUCUUGUACUAUUUAAAAUCGGCACGUACGGUGGCCCUUCGGUACUUCCGGUAGACCAAUAGAAACUUCAAGAUGCCUCGAAAUUCUCACGCGACGCGUGACUUAUUUUUCUAUUACAUCGAUUUCGUGGUCGGUUGCUCGCGAAUCACGCGUUUUCCAUAAAACAUCAGCAAGAAAGCGUUUCCUGGCCAGCACCUUCCCGAUGACUGUGUGUGUAUGUGUGGCGUCGCUUCGUAUCGUUCGCGCAUGCCGCGCCUUCAAACAACGUUUAACGAUCUUUUGCUUGUUCUUCUCCGUUGUAACAAUUACACAAACCAUGUACGUGUUUCGUAAAGUGAGCGAACAAACAAGAUUAGCAACUCUUUAUAUUAUUUAACGAAGAUAUGAAACAAUUUUAAAUAACUGUCCUUUAGAUCACAAGAGUUCGGAAACGCAUGGUGAUACUUAAACCGCAUAUUCUAUUUAUGUCACUAUUUAGUCAAGUAUGAAAAUGUUGUCAUUAUAUAAAAUUGUUAUACUCUGCAAUCUAAAUAAUUGGAUCAUAAAAAACAAAUUUGCACAGUGCAUACGAUAGAAAAAGUUAAUAAAAACUGGAUUACAACUAUUAUUAUUACGUUUAUUGCAGUUUUAAAUACUUUUUUGUUCCAUUAGACUGGUUUUCCAGAUAGUUUUUAAAGAAACUAUGUUUGCAAUCUAUCACACUUCUGAAUAUUACGCAAUAUCCCUUUAAACGAUCGAUUUCCAAUCGGAUGUACGUUUUUUCUAUCCAGGCAAAACGUCAUCCUACCAAAUAAGUCGAGAACGCAUCAAUAUU